UUUUUUAAACAUUUUAUGCUUUUAUAAAAAUGAUGAUUCCAUUAUGAUGAUUCCAUCAAUUUUUUAAUUAUUUUAUACACUUGUUUAUAUAAUCAGUUUAUAUAUUCACUUACAAAAAAAAAUUGUGUUCUGAAAGUGAAGUGUACUUGUUUUUUUUUUCACUUUUACUGACUCUAUUACCCCAUCAGGAGGGUAAAAAAUAAGCAACCGUUCUGUAACAAUAAUACAACAACUAGACAACUAUAGACAAAUAAAUCCCGUUGAUAUAAGCUUUAUAUGAGGUUGAUUCCUUGUAUAAAAGCAAGUAAUGAUCUAGGGUCCUUUUGGGAGGACGAGGACGUAUUGGAAGGGACAGGGAAGAAAUAUCACCCUUGUCCUUUCACAUAUAUCAACGGGAUAUCAACUGCUAAACGAGCUGAAAAAUUUGAAAAACUGGAGGGAAUAAAGGACAAGACGAAAAAAGUACAAUUGGAUAUUGUUCAUCUAAAAAAUGACAUGGAUAGAUCAAAAAUUCCAGGAAUUAUAUCGUACGAUAUAAAAACAUCUGGCACGAGUGUGGUACGCGAGAAAAUGAGUGAAUUCAGCGAUCGUGAAUUGGAGGCGAGAUUUCAAGCCUACAUCGUCAAUGAACAGGAAUUAUUUGCCCGUGGAUUUCCCGAAUACGAUAAAAAUUAUCCCGGCUACGCUCGCGUUUACGUUGGAAAAUAUGAGAAUUUCAAGAGAACAAAAUUUUCCAAUUUCACUCUCUACGAGACGGAGGUAUUGCGAAAGUGUGCAAGAUGCUCGCGCUUCUUUCCCAUGGAUGGAAUAACAGGCGAUUAUUUACACGGCGGUGAGACAUGCUUCGUUCAUCCCGGUAAAUUAAUUCAAGGCAAAUGGCAAUGUUGCGGCAGUUUGGUUUACGAGAGUCAAUAUUGCGCCACAUAUCCAAUUCACGUGUGGAGUGGAUUCACCGAUGGAAUCAAUGAAUCGCUCCUCGGCUAUGUGGAAACAUUGCCAAUUGGCGAUUUGGCUCUGGAAAAAACACGCUACGGCGUUUAUGCACUCGAUUGUGAGAUGGCAUUCACAAAACGUGGAAUGGAGGUGAUUAAAAUUUCUGUUGUGAAAAUGAAUGGAAAUGUGAUUUACGAUCAUUUUGUUAAGCCAUACGAUGAAAUUGUUGAUUAUGGAACGGAAAUUCAUGGUAUCACGGAAACGGAAGUGGCAACAGCGACAAAAACAUUGGCCGAUGUGCAAAAUGAUUUACGUCAAUUUAUUCACGCCGAAUCAUUGAUUAUUGGUCAUGGUGUUUAUAAUGAUCUUCGUAUUAUGCGUUUCAUUCAUAAACGAGUUAUUGACAGUUCAAUUGUAUUUAAACAUGAGAAUGGACCGCAAUAUUGUUAUAGUUUAAAAACAUUGUCGAAAUUAGUGUUGAAUAAAGAAAUUCGUGCACCUGGUGAAUGUCAUGAUUCAAUACAGGAUGCAACUUUGGCUAUGGAAAUAAUGUUACGUAAAUUAGAAAUUGAUGUUGACGCUCGCAGAAAAAUGCGUAAUUUAUAUUCUAGUUAAUAUUUUUUCUUUUUUUUCUUUUCUUUAAAAAUUAGAAAAAUUUGUAAAUAUAAUAUUGUAAAUAGAUAGUAAGUACAAUAUCCGUUGUAUAUUGUAUAGAAAGCGAAGGUGGGAGAAAGUUAUUAAUGAUAUGUAUUAACAAAAAUAUUGUUUUCAAACAAUAUAUUAUAGAAAUUUCAAAAACGGCUGUGUAAAUGAAUAAACAAAUAGAUAGAUAAAUAAAUUAAUAAAUUAAUAAAUAAAUAGAUAGAUAGAUAA
Leptopilina heterotoma is the source of this 1806-nucleotide messenger RNA. Its product is annotated as putative exonuclease GOR. The record is from RefSeq and is a predicted model, not a curated record. Lineage: Eukaryota; Metazoa; Arthropoda; Insecta; Hymenoptera; Figitidae. Gene Ontology annotation, molecular function: nucleic acid binding; exonuclease activity. The coding region runs from base 277 to 1548 and encodes 423 amino acids. Gene Ontology annotation, cellular component: nucleus. The transcript is spliced from 4 exons.